This is a messenger RNA of Culex pipiens pallens (northern house mosquito), 4164 nucleotides long. It is a transcript of the gene Cdc27, whose product is annotated as cell division cycle protein 27 homolog. The record is from RefSeq and is a predicted model, not a curated record. The transcript is spliced from 6 exons. Gene Ontology annotation, biological process: cell division. Bases 780 to 3641 code for a protein of 953 amino acids. Gene Ontology annotation, molecular function: protein binding. NCBI's taxonomy places the organism in Eukaryota, Metazoa, Arthropoda, Insecta, Diptera, Culicidae.
ACGUUUGGUUGAAUCGUCGUCGAGAAAAGAAAAAAACGGGAAUUUACUCGCGUACGGUUUCAAGUGCAAAUUUAAGCGUAAUCCGGGCCACUUCCGGCCCCGAACCGUGCUACGUCAGUUGGACGGAAGUCCCGCGCGUCGAUUGGUGAUUGUGGAAGGUGGAUUACGGCAGGGGAAAGAUCGGUGAAGCGCCAGCCCAGCCCAACCCAGCAGUUUCUUGCGGCAGCAACCCAACAACCACGUCUCUACUAAACUCAAACCCAACGUUAGUCAGUGUGGAUCAUAUUGUGUAGAGCACUAGUUUGGGAAAUAAAAUAAAAACAUACCCACUACCUAGUGCUGUGUGUGAAGCAAGAAGAGGCAAAAUAAAACUAGAUUCGUCCGUGAACAAUGCUCUUCGCAGCAACAACAGCAACCCCCUCGAAGUGCUCAAACGUAUUGAUGGUCGUCGUAGCUCCGGUGGCCAACCGCAGCAGCAGCAGCAACUCGUCGCUGAGAAAGUAGUGUUGUAAUGUAUUUAGUGAAAUUUCAACGCGAUCGUCGUGUGGAAGUUUGUUGCCUUGAACAGCAAGAGCACCACUGUUGAGGAGACCCUGACUGGAAGAGAGUGAAGAGAAGGGGGUGAGGAAAUCCUUUCGAUUGUUUUGGUUCUGCGGGGAGGAACCCGGAAAAUUCGGGAUUGAGUUUGACAUACGAGGGCAAGCAAGCAGCCAGUUUACUUCCGGGAUAUCGAGUUUUGGCUGGCUCGAGGGUGAGGAGGAGCAGACGACGGCGACGAGAUGAUUGUGCAGGAACCUGUGCAGGCCGCAAUAUGGCACUGCCUGAACCAUUACGACUACCAGGAUGCCAUCUUCCUGGCGGAACGCCUCUGUGCGGAAGUGGAAUCCGAGGAGAGUCUGUUCCUGUUGGCGACCUGCUACUACCGGGCCGGCCAGAAACACCAGGCCCACUGGCUGCUGUCGACGAAGAGCGUCCGCUCGACGCAGUGCCGGUUCCUGCUGUCCAAGUGUGCCUUCGAUCUGAAGCAAUAUUCCGAGGCGGAGCACACGCUGAUCAACGAUGACCACCUGCGGGCUCGGCACCUGGACGAGGUCGCGAAGGAGUUUGGCGAGAUUGGCUGCUUCGCGUUGGAGCUGCUGUCGAAGAUUUGUCUCAAGACUGAGCAGGCAAAGCUGGCGAACGAUGCCAGCCGGAGGGCGGUCAAGCUGAACCCGUUUAUGUGGCAAUCGUUUGCCGAUCUGUGCAACCGGGGUGAAAAGCCCGACCCGGCCGCGGUCUUCCAGCUGUCCAGUACGGAUGUAUUUGCGACUAGCCAAGCGCCUCAUCCGGCACUCAACUCGUCGGUCAUGUGGUUCGGGAAUGCUGGCAGCGGUGGGGGAGGAGGAGGAGGAGGAGGGACAUUACUGGAAGAGUCACUUAUUGGAGGUGGCCUUGGCGGUCAUCCGUCUACGCCGAUCGAUCAGGUUUCACAGUGUCUGAUUCAGAACAUUAUCAAUACACCAAAUAAUCCUCCACAACAGCAACCUCAGUCCCAUCAGCAGAGCAGUAUAGCUAGCUUCAGGACGGCAUCGUCGACGAUGGCCACCGGAGGGAAUCUCAGUGACGAGCAGACGCCAAACGCCGACAUCGGAACGCCCUUCCGAAAGCAGCAGUUCAAAUAUCUGACCGCGUUGAGUCCGACGACGCCCAGCUUUGGCGUGCUUCCAAUCAUGCAUAGUCCGGCGACAAUCGGAGAUCAGUCGGCACUCAUAAUGACCCCCUCGCCGCAGCAGCUAUCCACGGCAACCGGUGGAACCUUCCAGCAGAUCGGAGGAUCGGCAGCGGCGAUAGGCGGCAGUCAACAGUCGCAACAGAUUAUUCCCGAAAGCGAACAGCAAAAAAUUGCCCUGCUGAGCAGCAACAAGAAGCUGCGUGGCCAUCACAACCUCGGAACGAUGGGCAACAUCAUCAACCGGAAAAACGACGCGACGGCGGCGACGAUGCUGCUGCAGUCGCAAAGUGCAAACACCAAACCGAUCUUGUUUAGCCAAACUGGCAACCAGCUGCCGACGCCGCGGACACCCAACACGACGGGUGGAGCCCUCCAGGCGCAGAAUGUCCGCCGAAGCUCGCGCCUCUUCAGCAACAGCAACUACUCCGUCAAGGAGAACACCAAAAGCCCCCAACUCAACAACAAAUUCGUUGCGCCCAGGUCACCUCCUCGCAAGUCCAAGCAGCGCAUAUCCAAAAACCUCAACAGCAGCACCAACAGUCUGCUGGAGAACGUCGUCGAACGGAAAGGAUCCACCGACGGCAAAGAAAAAAUCGAAACCAUCACGUCGAACGAGACGCUCAGCGAAAAAGUACUCUUCAACAACAGCAUCAACAGUGCCCAAAAGAUGGCCCAGCACGUGCUGGCCAUGAAGAAGCAGAGUGCCGACGGACUGAUGACCCUCCUUCGAGAACUCGGCCAGGGCUACCUCCGACUGCAGAGUUACGACUGCGACAAGGCCAUCGACGCCUUCUCCAACGUGUCCCCCCAUCACUACACCAGCAGCUGGGUCCAAAGUAUGAUCGCCCUGGCGUACCACGAGCAGCGUGACUACGAGUCGGCCGUCAACAUCUUCCGGGAGAUUCACGAGCGCGAACCGCACCGGCUGCAGUACAUGGAGAUUUACAGCACGGACCUGUGGCACCUGCAGAAGGACGUGGUGCUGUCGGCGCUGGCCCAAGAUCUGAUGGCCCAGGACAAGAACUCGCCCAUCACGUGGUGCGUGGCCGGGAACUGCUUUUCCGCCCACAAGGAGCACGAGACGGCCAUCAAGUUCUUCUUUCGUGCAAUACAGGUGGACGAGGACUUCCCGUACAGCUACACCCUGCUCGGCCAUGAGUUGGUCAUGACAGAGGAGCUGGAAAAGGCACUGUCGAUGUACCGGUACGCGAUCCUGCGGGAUCCACGCCACUACAACGCGUGGUUCGGCAUCGGAACGAUCUUCAGCAAGCAGGAGCGGUACGAGCUGGCCGAGUUGCACUACCGGAAGGCGUUGGCCAUCAACCCGCGGAAUUCGGUCAUUAUGGUGCACAUCGGAGCGACGCAGUUCUUCCUGCGCAAAAUGGACCAGGCGUUGCGGACGUUGAACGCGGCCAUCGCCCUCGAUCCGAAGAAUCCGCUGUGCAAGUUCCACCGGGGGUCGAUGUACUUUACGAUGGGUCGCUACCAGGAGGCGCUCCGGGAGUUGGAAGAGCUGAAGCAAAUCGUGCCAAAGGAAGCCGUCGUGUACUACGUCAUGGGCAAGAUCUACAAAAAGCUGGGCAACGUCGACCUGGCCCUGAUGCAUCUCAGCUGGGCAACCGAUCUCGGCUCGAAGGGAGCCAACAACCAGAUCAAGGACAACUUUGAUUCGAUCAUGCGAACGCAGGACGGAACGGCUGCGACGACGACGUCGGCGGCGGAAGGAACCGACGAGGAUGGGGCGGAAGCAGGCGCAAGCACCGGCCAAGGACUGAACGAGGCGGACAUUGGCAGCAGCAGUGCGGACCCGGACUAUUCGAUCGGCGGAGAGCAGGCCUCUAGCGACGACUCGACGGCUGCGGCGACCAACGCACGGAACGAGUCCCUCGACGUAAUUAGCGGUAAUCUGUACGACAGCGAUAGUUACUAAAAAAAACAAGUUCUGCGUGCGUGUGCGAGAUUUUAUUCCAAGUCUGCGCGAGAAAUAGCUUUGUGUUUAGUGCGAGAUUGUUGUGUUGGUAAAUGAAAAUAUAUCUAGCUUAAAACAGAACAGAACCUCUGGUCUGGUCCUCCCCCAUACAAUUCUUCGCGAUGCGUUGAUCGACUGACGUGGCAGAACUAAACAUUAGUGUAGAGUAAUUGAAUUGUCGCUCCCCCACAGAAAACACCCCCCGGAAACAUACACAACUUAAGCUUAGCCCACCACAGUAAAAAAAGAGCAACCAAAAGCGGUAUCGAACAAAACAGAAACAAGUUUUUGAACAACCAAUUCAGGAGAAACUUACUAAAAAACAACUAUCGUAAUAUAGAAACCGAAACAAAUUAGAAAUCAACGGAUGAAAUAGUCAUUGUGAAGGAAAAAAAGAAAUACACACACAAACACACCUCAAAUUUGAAUUAAAUCUGUAUGUGUUGAAGCGUUGUAGUGUUUCACUUUCGUAAAACAAAAAUAA